GACGAUCGCCCCGAGUCCCACCUCCUCCACUUCCAAAGAUAUUCCCACUUUGGAUCCAUAGCCGGUCUUUUAACUUCCUGCACCUGUCACUUCAAGCCCAGGGAGCCUGGAGUGCCAGGGAUGGCCUUGGAGAGGGACAGACUGCCAGGCCAGGAGGAGGUGACGUUCAAGGAUGUGGCUGUGGACUUCACCCGGGAGGAGUGGCGCCUCUUGUCCCCUCCCCAGAAGGAGUUGUUCAAGGAGGUGAUGCUGGAGAAUGCCCAGAACCUGCUUUCUGUGGGUGUUCCAACUCUGCCAGAAGACGUGACCUCUUAUUUGGAGCAGAGGGAAGCCCCGUGGAUGCUGGAGCAAGAAGGCCUGAGGAGCUACUGCCCAGAAGGAGAGAUCAGACCUGAAAUGAAAGCAAAUCCAACAGAGGUGAGCCUUCCUAUGGAAGAAAUGAACUUACAAAGAUUCAUGAGUGAUAGUCUCGAUAACUUUGUUUUCAGAGGAUUAUCUGUUAUACCUCAAAAUUCAUCUCAUAUUGAACAGCAAAGAAUGCACACUGAGGAAAAAUCUAGUGAAAGUAAUCACUGUGGACAGACUUUUAUGCACAGGGUCAGUCUUGCUGGAUCUCAGAGCAUCCAAACUGGUGAGAGACCUCAUAAAUGCAAGCAAUAUGGAAAAACAUUCAGUCGAAGAUCCAAUCUUCCUAUACAUCAGAGAGUCCACAUUGGGGAGAAACCUUAUGAAUGCAAACAGUGUGUAAAGAUAUUCACAAAUAAUUCCAAACUUGCUGUACAUCAGAGAAUCCACCCUGGAGAGAAACCUUAUCAAUGCAAGCAAUGUGGAAAAACAUUCAGUUCAAGAUCCUAUCUUGCUGUACAUCAGAGAGUCCACACUGGGGAGAAACCUUAUGAAUGCAAUCAAUGUGAAAAGGCAUUCAGUCGAAGAUCCCAUCUUGCUGUACAUCAGAGAGUCCACAGUGGGGAGAAACCUUAUCAAUGCAAGCAAUGUGGAAAAACAUUCAGUUCAAGAUCCUAUCUUGCUGUACAUCAGAGAGUCCACACUGGGGAGAAACCUUAUCAAUGCAAGCAAUGUGGAAAGACAUUCACAUAUAACUCCAAACUUGCUGUACAUCAGAGAGUCCACACUGGGGAGAAACCUUAUCAAUGCAAGCAAUGUGGAAAGACAUUCAGUUCAAGAUCCUAUCUUGCUGUACAUCAGAGAAUCCACACUGGGGAGAAACCUUAUCAAUGCAAGCAAUGUGGAAAGACAUUUACAUAUAACUCCAAACUUGCUGUACAUCAGAGAGUCCACACUGGGGAGAAACCUUAUAAAUGUAAGCAAUGUGGAAAGACAUUCACAUAUAACUCCAAACUUGUUAUACAUCAGCGAGUCCACACUGGGGAGAAACCUUAUCAAUGCAAGCAAUGUGGAAAGACAUUCAGUUCAAGAUCCUAUCUUGCUGUACAUCAGAGGGUCCACACUGGGGAUAAACCUUAUGAAUGCAAGCAAUGUGGAAAAACAUUUACAUAUAACUCCAAACUUGCUGUACAUCAGAGAGUACACACUGGGGAGAAACCUUAUCAAUGCAAGGAAUGUGGAAAGACAUUCCCAUAUAAAUCCUCUCUUGCUAUACAUCAGAGAAUCCACAUUGGGGAGAAACCUCAUGAAUGCAAGCAAUGUGGAAAGGCAUUUACACAUAACUACACUCUUGCUGUACAUCAGAGGGUCCACACUGGGGAGAAACCUUAUGAAUGCAAGCAAUGUGGAAAGACAUUCAAUCAAAGCUCUCAUCUUGCACGUCACCAGAGAAUUCACAUUGGGGAGAAACCUUAAGAAUACAAGUGUUAUAAGGAAAUGAACAGGGGGUAUGCUAUAAAGGAAGAAGCAGGAAGUUUCCAGAGUUCCGGAGAAGUGACAGGACUUUUUUCUUCUAACAGACAGUUAAGCAGGAGAUUUGAGUUUGUCUACUCUCCUAGAGUGGAGCUGGUGAACUAGAUGUUCUCUCUCUGGCUUUCCUUGUGAUCCAUCUCACCUACCUGUUCCUAUGUAUCUUGUUGAUGCUGACCGAGAGAUAUUCCUACAGAGUGGCUUGAGACACCUAAAGCCAUCUGUCAGUGAGACCUUCCCUUUGACCACUGUUUCUGCUUACCUUCCAACCUUACUCCCUCAUUUUGUGUCCUGUGAGCUUUAUCCUAUUGACUUUGCCAAACCCUGUGUCCUUCUGAUACUUGUCCUAACCAGUCAUUCCUUGACCCAUUAAAAUCCCAUUGCUAUUAGGUAUCUUUCUAGACACAAUUAUUUCACAAGCUAUGUGAAAAGAUGUCCACAUACAGCUCUAGUCUUGCUGUUAUGUGAAAGAAAUUUACCCUACCCCCUUUCUGGGGCAGCAUAUCAGGCAUGAGACUGAACUUGAGGUGAGGACUGCAUGAUGGAAUCCAUUGAGUGAGGAUAAAGUGGCAGGCAGAAAAAGGCAGCAAUAGAGUCAAAAUCAUGAGACAAGGGCAGGGUGGUGUCUACUGCUUUGCUCCCCUGAACUGCCUCCCUGGGCAACCUAAGAUGCAAUUUGUGAGUUAGUAGGCAGAGAAAAGUUUUGAUAAACUGAGGCAAGAGCAGAUAACCAAGCUCAUCUCUUUCAGUUUUGUUACUGGAUGGAUUUCCCUGUGAGCAUGGCUAGAGCACCCUAAUGAUGGCCACAGAAUAUCAAGAAAAUUGGAGCAAUGAGGAAAUUGUCUCUCUUAUUUUUCCAUCUUUCCCCCCUACUAGCUUAGAAUAAAUAAAAUUUAUUUAGGUCUCAUAAUUUUUUCUCUUAUACUAUUCAUCACAGACAUUCACAUUGACCUCUCAGCUUGUUCAAAAUCAGGCAAUUUACUCUGUCAUAAGCUCUCCUAAGAUUAGGCCCAAAAUGCUGGGAGUCAUCAGGCCACAAUGUCUUGACAAGGUCACACAUGGAGACCAACAGGUCACAGAAUGGCCCCUUGGCAAGAUGGAAUUGUCCACUUACUAAUGGAAUUGACAUGAUUGUUAUUCCCUCCCUAACUCAGAAGGAAUAAUAUAAUAGCAAAAUACUUGCCCUCUAUUUCCCCAAAAUAUCACCAAAAGAUCAGACUCUCUGUAAGAAUUGAAAUAAUAUUUCUUCCCAGAUAUAUAUUUUAUAAAGUUUAUUAGAAAGGGUAGACAAUCAGUUUAAAUCUCAUCAUUCCUCUAAAUAACCUGACCACGUGUUGCCUAGCAUGUGUCUCUUCCUCCUUCCCCCUUACCUUCCUUCUCUGUUCCCUCUUCUCUUCCUUCUUUGUUCUAUUCUCUCUUCUCCCUCCCCUCAAGCUCAAAGCCUUGAUUUUUAUUCAUGUACAGCAUGUACACAGACGCAAACCUGGUGUACCGGUCAAGCUAUGUAGGAGGAGGAGGGAAUGAACUUCCUAGAUACAAUCCCCUGUGAUCCUUUGGGAGACCUGUCUCCCCAUAGAAUCAUUUACAUACAACUAUCUUAUAACUCUAAAUACCUUCUAGCUAAAAGUGCAUACAAUAUCACAUUUUUUAAUAGGAAGUUACAAUUGUUAGAGAUGAGAGUAAAAUACAAAAACUGAUUGGUAGAUUCAUUGACAAAAUGCCAAUUAAGGGGCAUAAGUGUUUACAUUCAGAAUAAGUAUGUUCAAACCCCUUCAGUUCAGUUCAUUAUAUCCCAAAGUUCAUUCUGGAUCUUUUGAUGCAGUGUGUGGCUUCUUCAGGCAUCUUUACAGUACCUUCUCUAAAAGGAUCCACUUUCUUGAUUUGGGGUAUUGGCAAGUUUCUUUUCCUGAAAUUUCUCCAAAAAAUUUAAAAUCUUGGAUUUUAGAAUAAUUGAACAAUCCCUCCCUGAGGAGGGUGAUGACCAACACCAGAAUCACACUGGGACACAUGAUUGAGUUAUGAAGUAUAUGAAACAAUUGUCAAAAGAAAACAAAAACAAACCACCCAAAAAUCCCAAAUAAAAGAGUAAAAAAUGAAAUUGUGUAUAAAAAUAAGAAAUACAGAAAUUAUAAAAAAUAAAAUAAAAAUCUUACGUGUAUAAAAUAAUGAGUAAAAAAUAAACCUGUAACAAGUUCUUAAAUCACAGGAAGGACCAAUUAAAGUGACUUAUGACCCACAAGCCUGUAGGACAAUAGCAUCAGUACAGCACUUUGCCCAUUUGCAGCCAGGACUAUAGAUAAUUACCAAACUAUAAGAGAGAAAGGACUAAGUUUCAGCAGCAGAUGGGAAAAAUCAUUCCCUAGUCUGAUUGUACCUUCACUGUCAGAGAUAGGGGGAGCCAGGAUGAUAGCCAACCUGAGGUAAUUGACUCAAAGUAUUGCACAUGGAAUGUGGUACAAGGGAGUCCUGCAACUUAACAUAUGUCAAGCACCACAACCUCAAUUCUCACACUAGGUUCAAGUCCUUUCAUAUUGGCAUAGAGGUUCAACAAUCUUCCAUGGAUUGGUUUUGGUCUGUUUUGACCUCAUGUUACUUGGCACUGUAUAGUGGCUCUUUUGUUCCCUUCUCCUGGAAUCAGACAUAAUCCUUUAACAAAGUCCCAUAACAUUUAUCAAUAAAUGGCAGGUUUCCAUAGUCUUAAGCUUCUGUGUAUGCAUAUUACUAGGGCUAAUCAAUACUGUUAAGUUAUGCUAUAAACUUCAUCCUUCAAGGCAAAAAAAAUUAAAACUAAUUUCAUAUACUUCAAGCAUCAGCAACAUUAGGGAAAAAAUAAAAUAUCUCAUUAGAAACAUAAAGACAAAAAAAGUAAUUAAAAUAUCACAAUUUCACAUUUCAUAUUGCAUGUUACAAUGUGUUAGCCAAGCAAGGGCACAAUACAACAGGUGCUAACUCAAAAAUUUAUAUUCCUCUUAACUUGGGUAGGAUCCACAGUGUGAGUGUGCAUAAUUUUUUCACCAGGUAAAAGCCAUUUAAAACCAGCAGUACAACAAAUAACAUGGAUUCUAAGAAGCACCAAAAUCCCCAAAAUUAUAAGAGCCCAAUUAAUGACAAUAUCAAACAAACACACUAUCAUUAGGAGUCACAUGAGUAUUUAUACUUGCUGUAUAAAUUAAAAGCCUUUGAAAUAAUGAAUAUUUGUCACAAGUUCUACAGGUUUACCCAUUCUUUCAACCUUGGAAGAGAUAUUUUUAACAAAAUCUAUUAUUACCAUCAUUCCGAAAUUUGAUGGGAGAGAAACCCAGAAAAACCUUGCUACAGUUGAUGAAAAGUUACAACUAUAAGAAAUCCAUUUCAAAGCUACAAGCCUUCAGAGGAAAAAUCAUUCCUACCUACUAGAUGAGAUUAUAGCACAUCACAAGGUAAUUAAGUCACAUGGACACUGCCUUCCCUCUUGGUAUGAGACUGUAACAGUGUAACAGAACUGUCUCCAAUAUGUGCCACCCAUUUUCACAUGGAGCCAAGGACUAAAAAGUGAAAAUCACUUCUCUAUAUGCCAUUCAUUACAUUUAUAAUAAAUGCAGAGAUGGGAAAAUACAACAAUGCCAUUGCAUUCUACUUCAACUACAAAUGGACCCUUACCUCUUGUUAUAGACAACUCGGAAGCAGUCAAAUAAAUGAUCAGUCAGAGGUAGGGAUGCUCCCAGAUAUCUGAAAACCAUGUUUGGGUACUCAUUAAAAUCAAUUGAGAUUAUUAGAUAAUUAAAUUUUCCAAAACAUUCAUACAGGUUGAAACCAAUGUGAUGGAGUCCAUCUAUCAGCUCUGUGUGACAAUUAACAAAGGCAAAAAAAUGAACAAAAUGCUGUUCAUGGGCUUUUACAGAGAUAUUCUUCAGUACAAUCAUAUGGGAGGUACAAAUAAAGACAAUGCAAAAUAAUAUUUCAAUUUUGAUAGUUUAUGAAGUAGUUAACAUUAAAUUACAUACAUCUUGUUUUUAGAAUUGAAUUUCAGAGACUUCUUCAUUCUAGGGAGGGGAACAAACUCAAACAGUUAACAUCAAUAAAGCAAUGAGGUCUGAAAAGGCUUAAAAUUCACCUCUAGACUUUAAGGUUCCUUCCCCUCCUAAGUACCAUCAGUCAUCUAAAUCUCUUUGUCCACACCUCUGGGAUCACCCAUAUUGAGGUAAGUUCCCACACUGAGUACCGAUGUUUGGGUGUGAGUUUUGAUUAGCCACAUUUGAAUAACUAUUCAUCCUAUCAAUAUUACUAUUCCUGAAACUACUAUUCCUAUUUUCCUCAUUCCUCUUCUUACAAUUCAUAAUUACAUGAUCCACUUUUCUACAAAAGUAACAUGUUAGUGAUUGUUUUGUGGAUUCUUGUAAAGGGACUAUGAUCUCGCCUUGCUUUGCCUUUACAACUGUUUAAGUUAAUUCUUUUAUUUAGUUCCUCAAUGUUUCUACCAAAGUUGCAUUCUCUUUAUCUUUCUCACCCUGUUUAGUAGUCAAUUCCUUUAUUUCCUUCCUUAAUGCUUCUAUCAAAUCAGUGUUCUCCUCCUUUUCCUUAUGUCCCUCAAAAGCAUAAAGUGCCACUCUUUUCAAUUCUUCAAGAUCCAUAGUAGGCCAAUUUGGACAGCUACUCAUAAAGUAAUUCCUAACUACAUUACAACUGUUUUUCACAAAUUGUAUUCUGAUUUGUCUAACAUCCCACUCCCUAUCAAGAUCAAGCUUAAUAUAUCUCCUGCCCAGCUCAAUAAGCCUAUCCAUAAACUGGGAUGGGUUUUUUAUUGUCUUCUUGCUUAAGAUUUUCAAAUUUAGUCCAUUUACCAAGUCUAUAAGAACAGACUCUCAUAGUUUUUAGCAAUGCAUUUCUACCCUGGCAUGGUUGUAAAUAAUCUUGCUCUGAAUUUGGAUCCCAUUUGGGAUCUUCAGUUGGCCAAUGAGUUGUUUCCUCUCCCUGGGCCUGAUUAACAAGAGAAAGAAUCUUAUUCCUUUCCCUUUCCAUUAGCAAGGCCUGGAGCAAAUCUUCUACAUCAACCCAUGUGGAGUUAUAUGUAUGAAAAAUGUUCUCAACUCUAUUUAUUAACAAUAUAGGCUUGGUUUCAAACAAGGGAAAUUUUUCUUUGAAUCUCUCGAUGCCAUUUGGAGAAAAAGGUGUAUGAUGUCUAAUGUUUACUAAAUCUCUGUGUCUGUUAUAUGUAGGAAUAUCUCUUCAAGGGAAAAGACCUUUAUUUGAAUCAUCUAUGGUAACUGCUGCUUGGCCUGUGUUCUGGAGUUCAAUGGAGCGGGUUGCAGUGAGGCGAGUAGAGGAAGGGGGUGGGGUGGUUGAAUGGAGCUGGUCAGGAGGUGGGGAACAAAGCCAAAAGUUAAGGGGCGGGCUGGAUGUGGGGUGGAGAGGUCUAGAGGAGUCAUAGUAAGAUGGAUGGGAAGGAGGGUAUGGAAAAGGAUUGAAGUAGAAAUGGUACAGGUGGUAAUAGGGGAGAUGGGUGGGCACUGCAUAGUUGGAUGUUAAAGGAAGGUAGAGAGAUGGGGGAAAGGGAAUGGGAGGAGUAGGGGAUGAGAGAGGUCUGACAGGGAGAGGAGCUGAAGGGUUGAAGUCCUGGUUUAGGUGAGUAUGAGGAGAAACCUCACAGGACAGGUGGGAUGAUAGAAUGUGUUUUUUACUAGAUUUCACUGAAGGAGUCAAGCUAGAAUAUUUUGGAAAGAAAGAAUGGUUUUCUCACUGGAGGAAAUGGUUAAUUUAUCAAUAUGAUAUGCCCAUAAGAACCAGUAUUUAUGAUCUUUGGACUCUUUGUUUUUAAUGGCUAACUUCAAAUCUUUUAAGAUCUUGAAGUUAAAAGAGCCAUAUUUUGGCCAGGUAAAAGAUAAUGUCCAUCCAUGCCUUACAAAGAUUUCUAGCUUCUUUGUCAUUCAGUUCUCCUUAUGUAGAUUGGGAUCAGCCCAAUAAUUAAGAAGUUUAUGCAGGGGUAAGUCAGGAGGAAUAUUUCCUGAUUUCCCUUGAUUUGUUGCAGUAUUUCCCAUAUUGUCUAGUCUGUAUGUAUUAAUAUGCCUAUUUUGAAUAUUGCUAAAUGGUUAGCAUAAACAAUGAAAAGUUCCCAAAACAUAAAAAAAUGGAGACACAAAGUUCUUCAAUGUUAUUGUGGAAGGCAAUCAGAGAAGGUUUAAAACAAAAAGCUAAUAUAAGGAAACAAUAAUUGUUGCACUGCAAUAGUAUCAAUAAUGAAUGUGUAUUUAGUGUGAUAAUUGUUGUAAUUAAUGAUUAAUAACAAUAAGCAUCUAAUAUAAUUAUUGAUGAUGUUAUUAAUAAUUAAUAACAUGCAUUUAUAAUUAUUGUUGUUAAUCAAUAACAAAUAACUAUAGGUUAAUAAUUAUUAGUAAUUAAUAAUAGGUGGU
Molecule: messenger RNA, 8261 nt
Organism: Monodelphis domestica (gray short-tailed opossum)
Lineage: Eukaryota; Metazoa; Chordata; Mammalia; Didelphimorphia; Didelphidae
Source: RefSeq, a predicted model, not a curated record